AUCCAGCGACGCUCAACGGUUUGUGUACAAUAUCAAGCUUGAUAGGACCAGCUGCAUGCAUCAAACGUGUUUUUGUUUUGUUUUGUCUCCGUCUUGUACUUAUCGAAAUACUUUAUAUUCCCUUCCUUGUCGAUGUUCCUUGACUGACGAUUGUGGCAUGAAGAUUGCCGCUGGGAUGCAGCAUAUUCGACUUUUUGAUGGUCCUACAAACAUUUCUACUUCUUAUAUAUCUCUGCUGAUUAAUCUUUUGUUUAUUUAUUUUUUUAUAAAAAUGAAUUGCUGGACUACUUAUUAGCUUUCAGCGAAUAUAUUCUCAUAUUGCAGGGUGAAUGUCCACCCCAUUGACUCUUUCUGCUCAAAUCAUCUUAAUGUUUAAUUAGUUUAUAUUUCACUAAUCUCAGUUCCUGAUCUUGUCAUGAGAUGAUCACAAGACAAUCUGCUUUAAGUGUAGGCUCAUGCAGUGGUGGGGUGACCAACAAAGUGGAUGCCCUCCAAUAGCUUUUUCCUGAAAUUGUGCAAUUAUUACAUUUAAAGUAAUUUUGUGUGUAUGGUGAAAAUACCUUUUAAGUAUAUCAACAUCACUGGGCUUACAUUUGUACAGCAGAUUCCUAUGAACAUGUGCCGUGCCCUGUGACAGCAUUGAGCCAGUCAGUUAUUACCUGCAUGCAGAUACACUACUGCAGUACCUGCAGGCCAUGUAUGUAUUUAGCAGACACUUUAAUUAAAAGCAAAACACACUACAGGAAGGGAUUUGAACCAGUGAUCUCUUGAUCUGCAGUGAAGUGCUCUAACCACUGAGCUAAACCCUCAGACCCUGUGUGAAUGGACCAGUUAACCUGCCAGGCAGUCUGUCUGUGACCUAGGCCUGACUCAUGACAGAGUACUACGAGGAAGGUGGACUGCUGUAUGAGCAAUCACCUCCCAUGCACAUCAAAGUGGAGUCUCCAGAAGGACCCUUAGGAGGGGCAGUCUCAGAGGACGGCUUCCCCAGGGAGGAUGAGGACUCCGAUGGGAGCUGUGACCACAGCAGUGGGCUGCCUGGGGGACUUCCCUUCAAUGUUGUUGUGGUGCAUCCCAACAUCAUAGCUCCUGGCAUGUCCUCAGAUGACCUCCUAUCCAUGGAACAAAACAGAGGUGUCUCUUCUGCGCUAGCAGCAGGUGGUGUGGGUAAACGGAAGAGCCGGUUCAGCGGAGCCGAGCUGGAGGUGCUGGUGUCGGAAGUCACACGAUGCGAGGGAGAGCUCUUCGGCCCAGCCGGUAGGCUCCGACGUCGGGAGAGAGAGCGCAUUUGGGCCGACAUCCUGGAGAGAGUCAACGCCGUGUCCAGAGUCCCGCGCACCCUCCGGGAGGUCAAGAAGCGCUGGGAUGAUUUGAAGAGACGCAACGGGGGCAGGCUGGCUGACGCCCGGCACCGCAGCUGCUACCUGCCCUCCAGCAGAGGGGCUUCGAUGCUGGGCCGGUCGCAGACCAGUCCCAGGCUCCAUCAGAACAGGCAAAGGCAAAGCACCAGAGGGAAGACCACUUUCCAAUGCUUCACAGAUUCUGACCCAGCAGGAGGGGGUGAAGGGUCUGAGAGAGAUGGCUUGGACAAAGAAGAGGAUGUUGGUGAGCGGGAAGGGGAGACAGGAGAGGCUGAUGAGGGUGCAGAGAGCAGCAUGGAGGAUAAACUGAGCUUAGGUCUUGGACUAGGCAUAGGCCCACCCCCGGCCUCAGAGCGCUGGCUGCCUCCCUCUCCUCUCUACAGUGCCCCUUUCCUUAACGGGAGCCCUCAGCCUAGUCCUCAGCCCUCCCUUGGUGCCCAGCAGGGUCCCCUAGAGGCCCCUCCUCGUGGCUCCUGGCUGGAAGAUGAGCUUCGAGGGCUGGGGGACGCGGCUCUGCAGCUAGGCGACCGAGUGGAGCAGAGUCUGAGGGAAUUCGGAGAAGGUUUUCGGCGCGACAUGAGAACACUAGUUGCCUCACAAGAAACGCUGGCGCACAGUCUACAACAAAACAAUGUCCUGCUGCAAAGGCUUCUGGGAGUCCUGGAGGCACAGCAGCAGCCUCAAACACAGCAGCAGCAACAACAACCAAGGGUUCAGCAGACGCAGCCAACUCAGCAGCAGAUUCCACAGCAGACUCAGGCGCAACAACAACAUGGACAACAGUCACAACAACAGUCACAACAACACAUACAACUGUCACAACAACAAAUACAACAGUCCCAACAACAACACGUGCAACAGUUGCAACAACAGCUGAUACAACCGUCACAGCAACACCCACCGCUACAACAGGCAGCGCAGCAGCAACCAGUACAGCAGCAGCCACAGGAGCAUGAGCAGCACUUUCAACAGCAAACCUCUCAACCUCAUAGUAGUCAGCCAGCUUCAGCAAUCCCAAUGUUACCACCUCCCCCAGAUAUACUGGAUGGUACCUUCCAUCCUGACCCACCCGUCGGGGUGAAAGGAACUGUCCAACGGCCUCGGCGGGGGAGGACUGUAGAUCAUAGGAGAAGACGGCGGCGCUAGAGAUGUGUGUGUGUAUAUUUUACAAAUAAUAUCCCAUUUGUUCACAACUGCAGGGUUCUUCACAGAUAGCGAAAUGUAUUAAAAACAAAGCUAUGGAUUUGGAUGUUUGUCUGUCCACAAAAUAAAUAUUGGCUGAAUUGCAGUGUGUCCGGUUCUACAGUCAGUGGUACAGUAGCUAAUCAUCAAUUCAAUUGGAUGUUAAUGUUUAGAUGCUGAAGUACAAAUAUAUCUGCUAAACUGGGCUAUGACACUAAGCCUUCGAAUUAAUUUGUGCUUUGGGCAAAAGCAUAUGUCUUUUUUUAAAGAAGGAUUUUAUUGCAGUGAUCGUGCUGGGCUUAUGUACGGCAUGUACAGAAUUUAUGUUAAUGCACUUGUUGAGUUAGUACAUUACAAAAAAAGCAAGUCUAAUUUCCUACACAUUUUAAGUACUGUACAUCAAUUAAUGGAAAACAAUUCAACUCGUUUAACACUAGUUAAUGUGUAGAGGCCGUCAGGGAGUUAACUGUGUGUUCUUUAGUGACUCCAGGAAAGUCAUGCACUUUAUUGAAUUCAUGAUUACUUCAUGUAAUAAGGUGCUUUUCAUUGUCCAGAUGAAGAAAACAAUGUAGUGAAUAAAUCAUAUUAACCACUUAACCCGACACUGUCUAAAUUGUAUAUAGACAAUCGUAUAUUGACAUAAAGCACUUACAUAUAUGUUUUUAAAUGCUUUGCAGUCUAGGAUAAAUCUUCAAUUAUCAAUCAUAAUUUUGCAUGAUUUGUGAGAAAAGAUUAAUCCAAAUGUUUGACAGUAGACAGCAUUGCACUGUAGUUUGACAUUCGGAUAUAAUAACAACAUGUCACUACCAAUAUUUCCCAUUUUUAACAGGGUUCAAUGAAACUAAGAUACAUUUUCAUGGAUUAAAUGUAUUGAUUGUUCUAUUGGGUACUGUGCAGUGCACUCUUAUAUUGCAUGCAGCUUAAUGUGUAGAUAGUACAAUUCAAAAGGAAACUGCAAAAAACAUUUAUGUACCAUUUUAUUUUUUAACUUUGUACAGUAAAUAGAUUAAAUCUGUUCACCCAAAAUGUAUACCCUAAUGAUUAAUAAAGUCAACUUUA
Hypomesus transpacificus is the source of this 3602-nucleotide messenger RNA. Its product is annotated as involucrin. The coding region runs from base 873 to 2507 and encodes 544 amino acids. The transcript has 4 exons. The record is from RefSeq and is a predicted model, not a curated record. Gene Ontology annotation, cellular component: nucleus. Lineage: Eukaryota; Metazoa; Chordata; Actinopteri; Osmeriformes; Osmeridae.